Messenger RNA from Rhizopus microsporus ATCC 52813, 1337 nucleotides. RefSeq names its product putative glycerol dehydrogenase. Gene Ontology annotation, cellular component: cytosol. Gene Ontology annotation, molecular function: aldose reductase (NADPH) activity. The record is from RefSeq and is a predicted model, not a curated record. Lineage: Eukaryota; Fungi; Mucoromycota; Mucoromycetes; Mucorales; Rhizopodaceae. Bases 316 to 1230 code for a protein of 304 amino acids. The transcript has 11 exons.
AUACAAUAUGUUUUAUUUUAAUUGAAACUUGCAACACAUCAAGAUGGCCUAGCAGUGUAAGUUAUAUUUAACAAUUUACAGAGUCAUUUCAACAGACGAAAAGAGAAUAAUUUGGAUGGCAAGUUGAUAGGAUUGAAGGAAAAAAGGAGAUAUACUCGAUUGAAUAUCAAAAUUAUUUUCUUGUUGCCACAGAUUCGAUUAUACGAUUAUCAAAUACGCCCAAAAACCCUUCAUUUAUAAGCUUUUUUAUUUUUAUUCCCAGACUAUUUUAUUGUACCUUUUUUUAUUGCCCCCUUUUUUUCUUUUGCUUACACAAUGUCUGCUAUUCAAUCAUUCAAAUUAAACAAUGGUCUUGAUAUCCCGGCUAUUGGUCUUGGUACAUGGCAAUCAAAGCCUCAACAAGUGUAUCAAGCUGUUCUUGCUGCUCUAAAAGCAGGAUACAGACAUAUCGAUACUGCUGCUGUCUAUCGAAAUGAGAAGGAAAUAGGACAGGCUAUCAAGGAUAGUGGUAUUCCGCGUGAACAGCUCUUUAUUACUACAAAACUCUGGAAUACAAACCACCGACCUGAACUUGUAGAACAAGCUAUUAACCAAUCCCUUGCCAAUUUACAACUUGACUAUCUUGAUUUAUACCUUAUGCAUUGGCCAAUUGCCUUUCAACCUUCCAAAUACGCUAUUCCAAAGGAUGACAAGGGAAAUGUUGCUCUUGACAAAACCGUUGAUUUUGUUCAAACUUAUGCUGCAAUGGAAAAAUUAGUAGCUUCUGGCAAGACACGUGCUAUUGGUGUAAGCAAUUUCAAUAUUCCAAACCUUGAUCGUCUCUUGAAGAACUGCAAAAUUAUUCCAGCUGUUAAUCAAGUAGAAAUGCAUCCUUAUUUAGCUCAGCCUGACUUACUGGAGUUUUGCCAAAAGUAUAAUGUUCAUGUAACAGCUUACUCACCAUUAGGCAGUACGAAUUCACCAGUUAUGCAGGAACCUGUCGUGUUGAGUAUUGCUGCAAGGCACCAAGUAACUCCAGCACAAAUCCUUUUAUCCUGGGGAAUUCAUCGUGGCUGCUCUGUCAUUCCUAAAUCAGUUACUCCUUCUCGCAUUGUUUCCAACUUACAAGCUGUUAAGCUGGACACAAAAGACUUUCAAGCACUUGAGGAACUCGUUGCGACCAAGACUGCCGAACGGCUGGUUGAUCCAUCUUCGCUCUGGGGUGUAGACAUUUAUAAAUCAAAGCUAUAAACUGCUUUCUGUUGCUUGUGUUUGUAUCAAUAAACGCCUCUUUAUGAAUAAAUCUUGUAGAAGCCAUUCAAGUGUUUUUUUUUUAAUUAUGAGCCAUUGUGCAAGUG